CAAAGCCAUCUUCCAAAGGGGAAGAGCGAUCGAAAGGAAAGGUAAAGAACAACAAUGGCUCUCGCAAGCAGCUCUGCUGCGUCCACCAAAUCCCUCCUCCAAACCGAAUCUCUUUUCUCUACUUCCAAACCUCACCAACCCUCCUUCCCUCUCCUCCCAACCAAACCUAAAUCCAGACCUAUUAAACCCAUCUCCGCCGUCCAUGCUGCAGAGCCCGCCAAGAACCCCGUUGUCGCCGAAAAGCUCUCCAAGACUGCAACAACGGUGAUCCCUAAGACCACCACCACCCCUAGUAAAUGGAGCGUCGAUAGCUGGAAAUCCAAGCCUGCCCUGCAACUUCCCGAGUACCCGGACAAGGAGGACCUUGAAUCUGUUCUCCGCACUAUCGAAUCCUUCCCUCCCAUCGUCUUCGCCGGAGAAGCCAGAAACUUGGAAGAGCGACUCGGAGAGGCUGCAGUGGGAAGGGCUUUCCUUCUUCAGGGAGGAGAUUGUGCGGAGAGUUUCAAGGAGUUCAAUGCCAACAACAUUCGUGACACCUUCCGUAUCCUUCUCCAGAUGGGUGCAGUUCUCAUGUUCGGAGGCCAAAUGCCCGUCAUCAAGGUUGGAAGAAUGGCGGGUCAAUUUGCAAAGCCCAGAUCGGAUCCAUUUGAGGAGAAGAACGGAGUUAAGCUUCCAAGCUACAGAGGUGAUAAUGUGAAUGGUGAUGCCUUCGACGAGAAGUCUAGAACCCCUGAUCCUCAGAGGAUGAUCAGGGCGUACUGCCAAGCCGCUGCCACUCUGAACCUUCUCAGGGCUUUCGCCACCGGAGGUUAUGCCGCCAUGCAGAGAGUCACCCAGUGGAAUCUCGAUUUCACGGAGCACAGCGAGCAAGGCGACAGGUACCGAGAACUAGCUCACCGGGUGGAUGAGGCCUUAGGGUUCAUGACUGCUGCUGGACUCACCGCAGACCAUCCAAUCAUGACAACGACCGAGUUCUGGACAUCCCACGAGUGUUUACUACUACCCUAUGAGCAGUCUCUUACAAGGGAAGACUCAACCUCUGGCCUCUUCUAUGAUUGCUCUGCUCAUAUGCUUUGGGUUGGAGAACGCACCAGGCAGCUGGAUGGUGCCCAUGUCGAAUUUUUAAGAGGAGUUGCCAAUCCUCUUGGUAUUAAGGUGAGUGAUAAAAUGGAUCCAAAUGAGCUAGUUAAGCUCAUCGAGAUUCUCAAUCCUCAGAACAAGCCUGGGAGAAUUACUGUGAUUGCUAGGAUGGGAGCUGAGAACAUGAGAGUGAAGCUUCCCCAUCUGAUCAGAGCCAUUCGGAGGGCAGGGCAAAUUGUAACCUGGGUUAGUGACCCCAUGCACGGCAACACAAUUAAAGCUCCUUGUGGUCUCAAAACUCGCCCGUUCGAUGCUAUCAGGGCUGAGGUCCGGGCAUUCUUUGAUGUCCAUGAACAAGAAGGUAGCCAUCCGGGAGGUGUUCACCUUGAGAUGACAGGGCAGAAUGUUACAGAGUGCAUCGGAGGGUCACGGACCGUGACUUUCGAUGAUCUUAGCUCUCGCUACCACACCCACUGUGAUCCAAGACUCAAUGCAUCUCAAUCUCUUGAGCUCGCCUUCAUAAUUGCCGAACGUCUUAGAAAGAGGAGGAUCGGAUCACAGCCCUCUCUGGGUUCCUUAAGCCUGUAGAAAUUCUAAAGGUCCCUAUGUUUGUUCUAUUCUCUUCAUUAGUGACCCUUUCAAUAUAUUUGUUGCGGCUUUUGCAGUUCAAUUUACGUCCGUAAUGUGUGUAUUUUAGAACAAGUGAUGAUUUGAGAGUGGAGAGGAAUAAAUUAAUGGGUAUUAUGCAUUGAAAUU
Telopea speciosissima is the source of this 1836-nucleotide messenger RNA. Its product is annotated as phospho-2-dehydro-3-deoxyheptonate aldolase 1, chloroplastic-like. The coding region runs from base 55 to 1668 and encodes 537 amino acids. Gene Ontology annotation, biological process: aromatic amino acid biosynthetic process. The record is from RefSeq and is a predicted model, not a curated record. Lineage: Eukaryota; Viridiplantae; Streptophyta; Magnoliopsida; Proteales; Proteaceae. The transcript has 5 exons. Gene Ontology annotation, molecular function: 3-deoxy-7-phosphoheptulonate synthase activity.